AUGAGCCCCUGGCUGGUCCCCACAGCCCCGGCAGCGCUGCUGAGGCUGCACCAGCCCCAGCCCGUCGUGGCCGUGGAGGUCGGGGGGACGGUGGAGAUCCGCUGCGAGGCCAGCGAGGCCAUGAAGAGCAAAGCCAAAGUGUGGUGGUACCAUCGCGGUGGCAGGGCUGGGCCCAGCCUGGUCCUGGAUUGCCAGAGUGGGACGAAGGGGAGGUUCUCCUGUGAGUACGGAGGGUACAGUGUCACCCUGCGCAUCACCGGAGCCCGUCCCCAGGACACCGGCCUCUACCUGUGCGUCUACGGCCAUUCCUGGCUUCCGGAUUUUGGCAAUGGCACCGCGCUGCUGGUGGGAGCCCUCCGCAUCGCCCUCCACCCCUCCCAUGGCUUCCAGCCCAGCUCCCUCCCGCCCAGCGCGGACAGCUGGAGCAAGGGGAGCUGGGUGCGGGUGCUGGCGCUCCGCGGGGCCCCCCCGGGCCCCCCCAGCCUGGUCUGUGCCGUGGGUGCCUCCACCGGCCCCGUCCUCGUCUCCUGGCGGGGGGCGGCCUGGGGGAUGCUGGGGCUGGGGGGCGGCGAGGGGCCGCUCCUCAGCCCCAUGGGCACGGCCGGGGGGGCCGGGGGGCUCUGUGAGGUGCGCUUCAAUGCCUCGGGGCGCCCCGUGCGCAGGAGCGUGGAGCUACACGAGGCCACGGGCUGCUCCUUCCUGAGCCCCAGCGCCUGGGGCCCGGCCGGGGUCGGGGCGCUGCUGCUGCUCAGCCUCGGCCUCAGCACCUGCUGCCUCCGCCGCCCCACGCGCACGGCCCAGCAGCCCGGGGCCCCGAUGCCGCCCGCGUCGCGGGAGGACGAGGGAGAGCUGAACUGCGCCCAGCUGAACUUCGCCGCCCGGGCCGGGCCCAGGCCGUGACCCGCAGCCGGACGUGCCGACAAGCCCGGAGCCGGCGCUCGCCCCUCCGAA
This is a messenger RNA of Phalacrocorax carbo (great cormorant), 951 nucleotides long. Lineage: Eukaryota; Metazoa; Chordata; Aves; Suliformes; Phalacrocoracidae. The record is from RefSeq and is a predicted model, not a curated record.